CACAGCGUUUGCUUCUACAUCAUGAAAAUAGAGAUUCAUCGAGGUUAUUUUGAAGACUGUAGUUAUGCGUCAAGGGGCGUCAAAACGUUAGUCGAGGGAAACUCGAUAUUACAAUUUACGUUUAUGGGUAUGAAAAUCUAAGAUUUGGAUGUGACGAUAUAGAGGAAGAUUGUAUGGCAGGCUAUAGAGGUUAGCCUACGUGCUGUUACUGUUACCUCUCCUAAAUUGUCUUUAGACUCUAUUUACCUCGGACCUGACGCAACAAUAGCCUACCCGAUGAUAGUGCAAAUGACAUGAAAUUAUGGAAACGAAAAUUGGACACAUCCUUUGGUCUGUGUCUGUGUGAAACUUAUGCUAAAGGGCCAGUAAACGUUAUGCUACCUGUGGCCCAACCCAAUUGUGUAAUCGCUCAGAGAGGACAGACAUAGCCUAUCUUGAGUGUGGUGGUUUCAAUAUUGACUGGAGAAUGUGUUCAUACAAUGUCAGUGACGCUUCUAUGAAGGAGGAUUCCAGCAUCUUUACAUGUCCUAGCAGUGUUGGGGAGUGGUGAACUAACGCCUACAUGUAAUUCAACUAAUUUAACUACAUUUUGCAGUAACUUGGUGGUAGUUGAACUAAAUACAAAUCUCGGUAGUGUUUUCAGUAGUAUUUUUUGCCAUGUAGCGGUGCAGCUAACUACUGGAACUACACACUACAUUUUUUGCAAUAAAAACAAGAAAAUAUGGGUGAAGUAGGCAAUAAUUGACUUUCUUUUUCAGCAUUAGACCUGCCUAAUUCUCACUGAAAACAGUUUUGGUGUGUAACAGGCUAAAUCACACAUCCUGUUAACAUCUGACUCCAGAGUGAUCUGUCUUGCAAUUUGUAGUCUAUGACAUUUCAGAUUUAGAUAUAGAUUUUUUUGUAGUUUGGCGGUCAUGAACUACUUUUUCAAAGUAACUUUAUUUAGUUCAGUCAACGACAUUUUUCUUAACGGUAGCUUUAGUGUAGCUUCAUUUCUUCAUUUUCUUCCGGUGUGAAACAUUGUAGCUUCUCCAACACUGUAUCCCAGAAAUCGAAGGUGCUGAAUGUAAUGGAGAAAGGACAAAUGAGGCUGUUAUGUAGAAACGAUCCUCACAGCUCCCUGUAAGAGUGGGACAGAGACAUCCACCAGGGCGGACGAGAGGAGGGCUGCCUGAGGCGGAAGAGUGGCGUCGGUCGGAGAGAGAGAAGGGGUAGAAUCACCCUAGCACCCCGCCCCUAGAAUCACAGAGCUGGAGGCAUGUCUAACCAGACCCAGAUCUUUGGCAUUGAUGGACCAGGCAGCCUGCUGGCAGUGUUGGCUUCACAGAGGGCCAGCAGCAUCAGCACCAGCAGCAGUGAAGGAAUCUCGGCUGCAGCUGUGUCCGCCUACAUCAAGCUGGUGUUCCUGGGCCUGAUCCUCUGUGUUAGCCUGGUGGGCAACCUGCUGGUGUCUCUGCUGGUCCUCCGAGACCGGGCCCUCCACAAGGCCCCCUACUUCUUCCUGCUGGACCUGUGCCUGGCUGAUGUUGUCCGCUCUGCUGCCUGCUUCCCCUUCGUCCUGGUGUCUGUCCACAACAGCUCCGCGUGGACCUACAGCACCUUCAGCUGCAAGGUGGUGGCCUUCCUGGCUGUGCUCUUCUGUUUUCACGCUGCCUUCAUGCUGUUCUGUGUGGCUGUGACUCGCUACCUGGCCAUUGCCCAUCACCGUUUUUACACCAAGCGCAUGACAGUCUGGACCUGCGCUGCCAUCAUCUGCAUGGUGUGGACUCUGGCCAUCGCCAUGGCAUCGCCACCCGUCUUUGACGUGGGGACGUACAAGUUCAUCCAAGACGAGGACCAGUGCAUUUUCGAGCACCGCUACCUUAAGACCAAUGACACUCUGGGCUUCAUGCUCAUGCUGGCCGUCGUGGUCCUGGCCACUCACGGGUUCUACGCCAAACUCCUGCUGUUUGAAUACAAGCACCGCAAGAUGAAGCCUGUCCAGCUAGUGCCGGCCAUCAGCCAAAACUGGACCUUUCAUGGACCAGGAGCCACGGGCCAGGCAGCGGCCAACUGGAUCGCAGGCUUCGGCCGGGGCCCAAUGCCCCCCACCCUGCUUGGCAUCAGGCAGACUUUGCACAACCAGCAGCACCGGCGUCUGAUGGGCAUGGAGGAGCGAUCUUGUGAUCUGUGGAUAUAUAUCAGAUGAAACCUACUCUGCAUAUUGUAGUCGAAGUGCGUCCCCCCACUUCCCCCACAGCUGACGAAGUCAGAGACGUUUCCAUAGCGAGCAGCGUCAACAGUGUACUCAUCCUCAACAUAGUCCAG
Salmo salar (Atlantic salmon) is the source of this 2307-nucleotide messenger RNA. The record is from RefSeq and is a predicted model, not a curated record. Lineage: Eukaryota; Metazoa; Chordata; Actinopteri; Salmoniformes; Salmonidae.